This is a messenger RNA of Rhodotorula toruloides NP11, 1554 nucleotides long. RefSeq lists its product as uncharacterized. Lineage: Eukaryota; Fungi; Basidiomycota; Microbotryomycetes; Sporidiobolales; Sporidiobolaceae. The transcript is spliced from 13 exons. Bases 1 to 1554 code for a protein of 517 amino acids. The record is from RefSeq and is a predicted model, not a curated record.
AUGCGCUUCUCCCCUCUGCUCACCUUGACGAGCCUGUCGACUGUGGCGCUGGCCUCCACGAAUCACCCAUCCUCCACCCUCGACACCCUCGCAUCUGAAUCGCAAGGCUUUCACCUCGUCCGCCGGGGCUUGAAGGGCGAUUGCAUGGCUGCCUACAUCGCCAACAAGUACAGCAAGUACUGCAAGCAACAGUGUCCGCUCAACCAGACGCCGCAGUUCGAGGGCACCUGCAAGUGCCGCGCGCCGUACAAGCUACAAAGCAAGAACUGCGUUCCAGACUGCCAGAAUGGCUCCUCGAUCAACAACACCCGAACAGGCUGCAUCUGCCGAGCCGGCAAGGUCACAAACGUCGACAAGACCAAGUGUCUGACUGUCUGUUCGGGUGGAUCGUACCCCGUCGGGGACGGUACUUGCGCCAAGUGUCCUUUACCCUUCUCUAAGUGUUCGAGUGCAACAGUCGCCACGGCCUGCGCAUCGGGCUACCUCUCCGCCGGCCAAUGUGUAACCGCCGCGCUGUGCCCGACCGGUACAUGGGCCGACAAGACGGGGAAGACUUGCUCUCCGUGCGCCGAUACCGAUGCGAAGUCCUGCUCGAAUGGCAGCGUUGGAACCGCCUUGUCCUGCAACACGACGUACCUCUUCAACGGGACCUGCAUUGCGGGCGCAAAUCUUCCCGCCUGCUAUUACGGAGACGACACGACGCAUACCGCCAAAGCAUGCAAUACGGGCGUAGCGACUUGCACCGGUAUUGGCGCCGGCAACGCCCUCUCCUGCUCUACUGGCUUCCUCCUCUCGGGCAGCUGCGUCGACUCGUCGCAAUGCCCGAGCGGUACCUUCGCUGACAGCGUCGCAAAAGCCUGCUCGCCUUGCGCGGACCCGGAUGCUUCCUCCUGCACCGAUGGAAAGGUCGGAUCUGCUUUUGGCUGCAAAACGCUGUAUCUUUCGCUCGGAACCUGUGUUGCCGCCGCUGACAUCCCCGACGGCUACUACCCGGACGACACGACUCGUACCACGAAACCUUGCGACACCGGCGUGACCAAGUGCACGGGUGCAGGAGACGGGAAUCCGCUCGCUUGCGGCUCCGACGCGGCCGGAGCGCCCUACUUCCUCACACCAGACGGUUCCUGCUUGACGGAGUGUGACUGGGGAACGGGAGGCUCUGUGCCUUCGCACACAUGUGUUGCAUGUGAUUCGGCUGCCGGCAUACUCAAUUGCGACGCUCAAGGCGCGAAGCAAUGCGGCUACAACUCGGCUGGCGACCUGACCUACCUCACACCGACGCAUAACUGCGAGCUGCCGAAUGUCGACUUUCCCGGCUACUACCCGGACGACACGACCGCGACGUUCGAGCCUUGCAACGACGGCAUCGAGACUUGCCUCGGAUUGUGGGAGGACCAGGCUCUCUCUUGCGGUACGCGCAAAGACGGCGCCCGCCUGUUCUUCAUCGCCUCGUCGGACGCAAGCGAGGACGCCUCACUCGGCUACUGCAUCGUCGCGGCAGACUGUCCGGACGGCACCACGGCUGAUGUCGCGACGCACACCUGCAAGGCUUGA